AUGAAGUUCAACGUCCUCGUCGCUAUCACGCUUACCAUUUUCCAAGGUGGCUUGACAUCUGCCUUGCCCAACGAUACCAGUCUGGCUGCUCGAGCUGACAAGCGUGGCUCAGAGCAGAUCAGCGGUCUGGGAGCCCGCAAGCAGCAGGUCACCGGUGCUGGAGGCAAUACCAUGGACUUGGCAAUUGCAAUGCUCGAGACGAAGAACAUGGGCACUGAUUACCCGUACGGGGACGGUAAAUCAGGCGAUGCAACCAACUUUGGUAUCUUCAAGCAGAAUUGGUACAUGCUUCGGAACUCCGCGUCCGAGUUCCUGGGACAAAGCGUAUCUGACGUUAGAAAUGGCGCGAUCCUGAACAGCGAUCUCGGUAAGGAUAUCAGGGCCCGCCACGACGGUGAGCAUAAGUAUGGUUUUGAUAUCUGGUUUGCUGGGCAUCGCAAUGGUGAAUCUGGUGUUAAUAGCCCUAAUACGGAAGAUAUCAAACGCUACCGCGAUGCUGUUCAGUGGAUCAAGUCUCAAAUCGAAAGGGACCAGAAGUAUCAGUCGGAUGAUACUCGUUUCUGGGUCGAUGUCACUGCCAUUUAAGCAGUCUGAUGAUGGUGAACUGAUGCCAUAUGAAAGGUAGGAGGAGGUCUUGAUAGGCUCUAUACCUGGAUAGCCAAUCUGAGGGGUAUUUAACAUUUC
Aspergillus alliaceus is the source of this 684-nucleotide messenger RNA. RefSeq lists its product as uncharacterized. NCBI's taxonomy places the organism in Eukaryota, Fungi, Ascomycota, Eurotiomycetes, Eurotiales, Aspergillaceae. The transcript is spliced from 4 exons. The coding region runs from base 1 to 585 and encodes 194 amino acids. The record is from RefSeq and is a predicted model, not a curated record.